This is a messenger RNA of Musca domestica (house fly), 8587 nucleotides long. RefSeq names its product protein qui-1. The coding region runs from base 1929 to 8213 and encodes 2094 amino acids. The transcript is spliced from 20 exons. Gene Ontology annotation, molecular function: protein binding. The record is from RefSeq and is a predicted model, not a curated record. NCBI's taxonomy places the organism in Eukaryota, Metazoa, Arthropoda, Insecta, Diptera, Muscidae.
UUUCGAACGGUUCUGUGGUUCCGAAUGUUUAAUGCGAAUAAAAAAUUAAGCGGCAAGAAAAAAUUUGUUUAGAUAUACUAGAGGUGAUAAAAAAACCAAAGAAAAAGAAACACAAAAACAAGUGAAGAGGAAACAAAACGAGAUAAGAAAAUACAAAUCCAAACAGGAAACAAAUGCCCUAAUUAAAAUAUUCGGAAAAAAGAAGAGGAGAUGAAAGUAAAAUGAAUGAAAAAUCUAAACAAAGUUUUCACCACCACUGUAAAGAUGUGAUGUGAAAUUAUUUUGAAUUUUACUUCAAAAUAAUAAAAAUUUGUGUUUGGGAAUAUUGAAAAUUUCCUGAUUAGAAUAAUAUUCAUUUUCAUCUAAACAAAAUAAAAAAGAAACAAAAAAAUCGAAAAGAAAAACAACAAAGAAUUCUUGUGAAACGUUGAAAGCAUUGCGCGAAGCUAGAAAAGUGUUAAAUUGCUCGCCUUCGAUGUUAUUCCGGCGCUGCUAAAUCUUUUCGGCAAAUAUUUGAAUUUUGUUUAUCUUAUCAACAAUUUAUGGAAAUUGCUUUGCAAUAAAUGUGUUAAAGUGUGUUUUUGUGUGUCGAUGUGUGUGUGGGUGCCGAGAGAUGUUGCUAAAAUUAAAUUUUGUUCAAAUCGCUACCCACCAACCACCAGAUGUUUAAUUCCUCCACUCCAAAGUUGAAAAUCAAAUUUAAAUAAAUUUUGCAAAAGUGAAAAACAAAUUCAUAACGAAUUUCAUCAAAAAAAGACCCCUGAAGUGAUGCCGGAAAAUUGUGGAAAAUUGCUAUGCAAAUAGUACAAAAUGGUUGUUAAGCAAUGAAUAGUUUUUGGUUGUUCGUGGAAUUUGUUGCAAAUGUGUCAUAAGCAAGAAAUAAGCAGCUUAAAUAAAAUAAUAAAUAAAUUAAACAAAUAAAUAACAACUGAAAUAAUACGAUUUAAAAAAUUUCGUGGCACAUGAAAACAGUUUGACAUGACCUAAAAAAUUACAACGCAGUAUGAAAUCAUCAGCUGUCCAGUGGAAAUUAAUGAAAUUCUGCAGAGGUGAAAAGAAUUAAGUGGCGUUAAAAAUAGCACAAUAAAAACAAUAACGAAGCGAGAGACCGGAAGUAACCAAGAAACAAGCGUUAUUAUUGUCCUUCCUGGAAUCGAAAUGGUCGAACUCAAACUAUUUGCAACUCUCAAAUAAAACAACAACAAAACCCUCCAUAAAAAUGUUUACAAAUAAAUGAAAAUUGGCAAUAUCAAAAAGGCUCAAACGCACCACACAAAAUAUCCGCUUUAUCGCAUAGACCCUCAAAAGGGUGGCAGGAUAACGUCUUCACCCACAAAAAAUAAAGAGAAACAUAAACGAAAAUUUUUAUGGGACGAACAUGAAAAGCCUUUACAAUGAAAUAAGCCAUUCGUUGCGUCGUCGUUGACACCGAGCCCAAAAACGCAGAGGAGGAGAAAAGGGUUAUUUGUCCCCAUUUAUGUUUUACUUUGCACGGGCAAAGAUAAAUACGGCCAUCCAAAUAUCCAACCACCCAUCUAGCCAACAUCAUAAGCCACCAGCAUCCCCCAGACGGCCUCUUGAGCCGUCCCAUUGAUGAGAAGCAGAGAGAAAAAGCCAAACCAUCAAACAUUCGGUUGACAGAAGCAAAUCGUUGUUGUCAUCACCAACGUUCGACAGAAACAACAAAAACAAAAUCAAUUUUUAUUUAAUGCCACAACCAACAACAAAAAAGCAAUUGUAAUCGAAGGAGAACGAGACCAGGAAAACGAAGCCCAUAAGGAUAUACUCCCAUAACCAUCAUACGUGGCCCACUGGAAGCUAUUUAAUAUUCACUUAUCUUUGUCUUUGUGUGACACAAAGUCUAACAGCAACAACAAUAUCAGCAGCAUCCCCCACGCCCGAGGACCACCUUCAACUUCGCCCCCAUCAUGGCAGUGCCCAUAGAUGAGGGCGUCUUAAGUGCCCUCAGGGGUAUCACCAGCCGCAAUACACGUCUGCCCAAACCGCUGCUAAUAAAAGUUUAUGUCUCCAGCUUGAAACAAGAAUUUUGCCAGGAGCGACGAAUGCUGUUGGAACUCGUCGGCCCCGAGCUACAGUCCAUGUACGAUGAUCGACAAAUCGAAAUUGAGUUUGUCGAUAUGCAUUUUGGUACCGGAUCCUUGGAUAUCACACAAGUCGAAAAGGAUCCAUAUAUUUUAGAGGAUUACCUGCACGAAAUCGAAGUGUGUCAUCAGAAUUCGAAAAGUGUCUUCUUUUUGGCCUUAAUAGGCGACAGCAUUGGUCGGAUGCCAUUACCCAUCCACUUGGAGAAGGAGAUCUACGAUAGCAUUGCGACAGAUGGCACUUUAACACACACAGAGCGUCAAUUAUUUGUCAAGUGGUAUUCGAUGGUGGCAUCAGAGGAUGGCACCGCCACAUCAUCCACAUCCGAUAACCAAGGCUCGACAUCGACUUCAUCGGCUGCCUUCAAAGGCAUUCAAUAUCAACUUAAACAGGACUAUCGCAACAUUGUUCUGGAAAAAUGGCACGAAGAGUAUGUACAGCUGCGUGACAUUAUUGAUAAAUGCCUUUUGCGUAUGCUUCGAAAUGGUGCGAUAGGAUGCGGAGGAGCAGGAGCAGGAAAUGCAACAACAACAUCCCCACUCACAGCCGAAAUGCAACAACGUUUGCAAACGUUGAGGCAAACACAAAUGGAACAGGAAGUGUUAAAAGCAUUGGAACUGUCAAAUGAGAAAAUACUGGCCGUCUAUCGUGAAUGGUCGUCGACACAAUUGACCGUCAAGGAUGCCGAAAGUGCGGAGCGUUUGAGCAAACUCAAAGAUCAAUUGACAAUGAAUUUAUCAACGGAUAAUUAUACAACAUUGGUAGUACCUGGUAACUGUUGUGAUACUGGCAUUGAUCCCGACAUUGAGGAACACGAAACCUAUUUGAGUAAAUUCAAGAAUAAAGUUUUCGACAAAUUGCGGCAUUUGAUUGAGGAGCACAUUGCCAAUGAUCCGGAUGUUAUAAAGGGCCGGAAAAAGACUGUACAGGAAAUUUUUCACGAACAUGCCACGCACUUGCGUAUCCUCAAGGAACACGAGGAUGCUGGGGCCAUUGUCACGUCCAAUGUACCCGAACGCUUGAAGAACAAUUUAAUGGCCAACUUUCGUAACGGCAGUCGCCACGCCCCCUAUUUCAUUUAUGGUGGGCAUGGCAGUGGCAAAAGUGCCAUUAUGACUGCCCUGUAUCGCGAUGUCAAGACUUGGUUCCAGCCGAAUUGUCGCAUACAUCGUGUCAUCCGUUUCGCCUCGGCCACACCCCGCUCAGCCUACAAUUUGGAACUACUGCGUGUCAUCUGCCAACAAAUUUCAAUUAUCUACAACAUACCCGAGGGGUAUCUGCCCAAGGAUGCCUCCUUCGAUCCGCUCUACAUUAACAAUUGGUUCCAGAAUCUGCUGCGACGCAUCGAGGACAUGAACAAUGAUGUCCUGUUUCUCUUCAUCGAUGAUCUGCAUCUGCUGAAUCCCCUCGACUGUGAUAUUGUUGCGGCCCUCUCCUGGUUGCCCACCUCAUUGCCGUGGAAUGUUCAGUUGAUUUUUUCCACCACAACGCCGGUGGAACAGUUGAAAUUCACGCCCAUGCAAAGGGAUCGUUUCAAGUCGACGGAAUAUCUCUUCGAUUUGUCGGUGGAGGAAAAUCGCACAGUGCUGAAGAAACAAUCAUUGGGAGACAAUAAUUUAUCCUUUUGUCAGUAUGUGGAGCAGCAGUUCGAUCAGCUGGAGAAGCGCUAUGGUCGUAAGGGUUUUGGACGAUUGGCAUCGUAUUUGACUCUCUCGGAGUUUGGUUUGUCGGAAACGGAGCUGUUGGAGUUACUCAUGCCCAUCGAGGAUCCGGAGGCCCAAAUCGAAACGGAAAAGGGGAACUUUUGUUUCUCGUCGCUGAAGAAGAUACACAAGGAAAUGAGUUUCCUCUUGCGCGACAAAAUCAUGUCGGCCAAGGUCUUAAUACACUGGCGUUAUCCUUACUGCAAGGAACUGACCCGCUCCCGCUAUUUGGACGCCAACAGCAUUCGAUCGAUGCACAUUGCCAUAGCAAAUAUAUUUUUCCCCGCCGAAAAUGAUGACCAGGACGAGGAGGAAGACGACGAUGAUGACGACAGCACGGAACGUGAUGGGGACAGCGAUCGCCAGUCAUUGGCCAGUCAGACGACCAUCAAAGAUAAGGACAACUCAUCGGCCGGUCGUAAAUCGUCGGCUCCCCAUCACAACGAUGACACGUCGACAUUUUACAAUCCCAUGGCCGCAGAUGUGUCGUACAGCAUGCGCCACGUUGAGGAGAGCUGGCAUCAUUUGAUGCGUUCCGAUGAUCUGGAUAAAUUCAAACAGAUCGCUGUGUGCAAUUUUGAUUUCCUACUGGCAGCGGUGCAAACUGUUUCCAUUAGCUACCUACGGUGUCUAAUAGAACAUGUACGCUGCUAUUUAUUGGAUCGUGAUAUCGAACUUAUCUACUAUACCAUACGCAAGUCGAGCGAUGUCCUGACACGUGACCCCAUGCAAUUGGGGGCCCAGCUAAUAGCCUGGUUAAGGCCAAUCAGCGAACAUGAUGAAAAUGACACAUCACUGUUGAGCAUGACAGUGCGUUCGGCCACGGCCUGGUGUGACGGCUACACGGUGCCACUGCUAGUGCCCCUCACCGGUUGGCUGCCGGCACCACUGCCAUCGCAGAUACGCACCAUGACCGUGUCCGGAACGGGGCCGAUACGUGACAUCUGUGUCGCCCCCACCAAGCAACACUUAAUUUUGGCCACCAAAUCCGGCGAUGUCCAGUUAUGGCACAUAAUGAGCAAUUCAUUGGAUCACAUAUUCAAAGGUCAUACAGCGGCAGUCACGUGCCUCCUGGUAGCACCACAAUCAGAUCUAUUAUUGACCGGUUCCGAAGAUGGUACCGUGAUUGUUUGGAACGUGACAUCGCGCGAAUUAAAGACGCACAUUAAGGCAAAUACUUCGAUUGUGACAAGUGUUGCUGCGGGCGUUAAUAACACAAUGGUCAUCAAUGGCAGCGAAGACUCAACGAUUGUCAUAUCGGAUAUCAGCAGUGGAAAAUUGCUACACAAAAUCACCCAUCAUCGGGCGGCCGUGACUGGUGUCAAAGUGGUGACCACUUGCGAUGUCCUGAUUUCGUCGAGUCAUGAUAAGACCAUCUGUUUGUGGUCAUUGGAUGAUUAUACCCUAUUGAACAGCAUGCAAAUGACCAGUCCGGUUCUGCGAAUUGACAUAUCAUGUGAUUCGGUAUUUUUGUUGGCACAUUGUGAUGACAAUAGUCUCUAUGUCAGGACCCUAGCAACCGGCAAGGAGCUUUACACUCUAAAGGGUCAUAAAUCUAGGAUACGCACCAUUUCCAUAGCCCGCGACAGUCAACGAGCCGUGGUCGGCUGUGAAGAUACCCGAGCACUGAUCUACGACAUGCAUUCGGGACGUUUAAUACGAUCAAUGCCCCCAAAUCCAGGACCCGUUACCGCCCUCUAUGCCAUGGACAAUGAUGACUUCCUCAUAACGGUGGGUGGCAACAAAAUCACCUUCUAUUCGUUCCGCAACGAAGAGCUUUACGUCCAUCCCUAUUCGCACAAUCAGAAGCGAAAGCGUUCGCUGAAGCGGGCCACCCAGACACAGCGCUCACCCUCGACCACAUUGCCGCCGAUUACGUGUUUCGAUGUGUCGCGGGACUCCCAGCUGGUGGCCAUAGCCUCCGGGCGUCAUGUGCACAUAAUGCAAAUCAAUACCCCCGAAUAUCAGACCACCUACGAUGGACAUGCGGCGCCAAUUACCUGUUUGAUGUUUGCCCCCAAUGGAGAGUAUCUGGCCACCGGGUCCGAUGAUCGCAUGGUCCACGUUUGGAGUUUGGCAAGUGGUUCCAUAGCCAAUACCUUCAAGGGUCAUGUGGCGCCCAUAUGCAGUGUGGUUGUCCUUAUGGAUUCACGCCGUAUCAUGUCCUCGGAUCGUGAUGGUCUGAUCUAUGUCUGGAUGUCGGUUGGUGGAAAUCUGUUGCAGACCAUCCAGGGACCCUACAAAUUCCUGGCAGCCACAAAUAACAUGAAAUUUGCCGUGUCCACAAAUGGCGAUAAUACACUCAAGAUAUGGUCCCUGACGCGGGAGGAUGAAAAGUACUCGGUCUCACAUUCCGAUGAGAUUACCUGUUUCACCAUCACCGCCGAUAGUUUGUACAUUAUAACUGGUUCGCGGGAUAUGUCGCUAAAGGUGUGGCAGGCCACAGGGGGGAAAUUGGCACAAGUUUUGGUGGGCCACUCGGAUGCAGUGACCUGUGUGGCAGUGUCGGUGACAAAUAAAACCCAGGUCACGUCGGGUUCGAAGGACACAAAUUUAAUUAUCUGGGAUCUGCAUACCGGCGAAGAGAUCCACACCCUGGCAGGUCAUUUGGCCCCCGUAAUUGGUGUUAAAGUUUCGGCAGAUGGUUCUACCGCCGUAUCGGGUAGUGAUGAUAAGACUCUCAUUGUAUGGGAGACGAAGAGAGGUCUGGCUUUGACCUCGUUGCAGCUGCAUGUACCCUUCCCCCGCUUCGAUAUUAGCAUGGAUUGUUCGAGGAUAUUGGUCCAGCUGGUGGAUAGCUUCAAUUUACCCGUUAUAUGUCUUCAUAACACCCCGGCUCAGUAUAUCAAGUUGCCCACGUAUUCAGCACCCGCCCGUGAUGUGGAAGAUUUACGACCCCAAGGCCCCAAGCGACAAAUGAAACGCCUCCUCAAGAAGGAAGUUUCGCUGGACACCUAUACCUGGCAAAAGAAAUACGGACAUUUGACCGCAUCGGUGAUGAUGGCCCAGGUGGAUGAGCGGUUAAAACGACGAUUCUCCGUGUCGGCCAGUAUGGAAGAGAUUUCGAAAAUUGCCGAAAUGAAAACGAUAACAUCCCAAACGAAUUUGGGUCCCGAACAGGCUGCCCUCGCCCAGUCACAGCAUUUCGAUCAAUUGGAGGCAUUGUGGAACAAAAGGUCACCGCCGCGUAGAAGACAUAAUGCGGGUCUCUCGAGACAGACUUCAUUGGUCGAGGAUCGUCUGGAGAGUUCGGAUGACGAUGACUAUCACGAUGAGCGCACAGGUAUGUUGUCAGCAUCCUACGAUCAAAUCCAUAGAUUAGCCCUACCGAACUCAAGCAUGCCCACACCGCCACCCUCACCAACUCCGGCACGUUUACGGCCCGUUUCUAUGCACGCAUGGAUCACCAGUAGUUACAAGGCACUAAAUUUCCAUAGCAAUCACAACAACAACAACAACAACAACAAUCAUCACAAUCAAAAACAACAACAACAAAAACUCCAUACCAACAACCAAAAUUGUAGCAACAACCGUACCCCACCUCCCUCACCCCAUCAUCGCAAUCAUAAAACUCAGAAUCUGGCUACAUCCCAGAAUUCCCAUCUUAGUACCCCCAAAUCCCCCCACCACCAGCAGCAACAACAACACCAUGUCCAUCACACUGCUACCCAAACUCAUUAUUCGAUGACCUCUCAAAAUCUCAAUGGGCGGGGAAAAUCCCAUCAACAGACCCCCGAUUUGGUGCAGGAUAUCGAAUGCAAUUUCCAAGAUACCCUGGCCCAGGAUCGUCGCCAACGUUUGCGUAGCUUUUUCCGUUGGCGCAGUCUUAAAUCCCGGCUAAUGGCCACACGUCAGUGUCAGUCAUUGCAACCCCAUACCUUGAAUAAUCUCAAUGUACCGAAAAUGGUGGAGACACAAACCCAGACGGCAAAGCCGGUCUCUCGAAACUCCAGUCACUCAAAACUCCAAAACAAAGUCCCCACCCCCAUUAUAAUUGUGGAGAAUUACGAUUCACGCAUUGUGAAGCGGGUUCACACCCAGUUAGUGUUACAUCCUCGCAGUACACAGGCCACCUGGGGCCACAUGGCCAAUGAGGUGAACACCCAUUCAACGAAAAUUGAAUAUCAAAAUAUCAGCAACAAUAACAAUAAUGAUGUUGAAAAUCUCUCCAACAUGAAUUCGAGUAGUAUUUGGUCGCGCAAAUGGCAUUUAUGGAAAUCGAAUAGGUCCACUUCCCAUGUAGCUCCCAUGCAGGAGGUCCAACCUGAUGAGGAGAGCAAUACAUCAUCGUUGCUAGCCAACGAUGGAGGCUUUUGUGGUUCGGCCGCACGAAGUCGUAACAAAAAUAAGAGUUCCUCCUCCAACACGAAUACAAGUUCGAAUAGUUCCAAUUGUAUAACGCAAUAGUUCCUCAGUCGCCAAAUUGCACUCUUCUCGCAGUAAUUAACAUUUCUUUCUACUUAGAGAGAGAGAGUGAGAGAGUUUAAGGUUCAAUACUUAGAUCAGAAGGUAGAUUAUUAUUAUUUCAAAUUACCUCCCGGACCUUGAAAAGGCUUUAUAACACGAAGAUUUAGAAAAGAGAGAGAGAGAGGAAGAAGUAGGGAAAUAGAUAUAACAUUGUAGACUCAUUGAAGAUAUUCCAUUUGCAGAAGCCCCUGAGAUCCUCCUUUCUAGGGAUCUGCUUUACAUAGAAGAAUGAAAUGAGAGAUAUUUAAAGUUUUCCAUGAAAAAGAAAAUUUCCAUAGAAUAGAAAUUCUCAAGAAGGUUUACCGAAAUCCUUC